Closterium sp. Naga37s-1 is the source of this 1089-nucleotide messenger RNA. Lineage: Eukaryota; Viridiplantae; Streptophyta; Zygnematophyceae; Desmidiales; Closteriaceae. The record is from the annotation of a GenBank genome assembly.
AUGUCGCGCUCGUUCCAGCUUCCAGGCGCUCACUGCCCAACUGGCCUCGCGAAAACAACGACGGCUGCCGCUCCUUCUUUGUCCCAUCGUUACUCGACGCUCCGACAAACCUCCCCGCGCCACUCGCCAGCUUCCCUCCCCUUCGCUUCCCCCGGGCUCUCCGCACGUGCCCGCCAGGCGCCCUCUCCGACCACCGCGCGCCGCGCUGCGCUCUCAUUCCGCACAGCAGCGUGCUGCAGAAGCACCAAAGUCACCGCCGCUACAAUCAGCGAGGGGCGGAUCGCGAGUGAUUAUGACGAGGUGGAGAAACAGACGCAGCUGUUGAGAAUUCUCGAGAGUCAAGACGAGCGCGACAGACGGACGCAGCAGCCGCCCGUCGAAGCAGCUGCUAGCACCGCGCCGCCACGGCAAAGCAGAGAAGCAGUCUGCUGCGUUGCGCCCCUGCACGCACGCUGGCUCUCUCCCGCGCUCGCAGCAGCAGUAGUCGCCUCCGUCCUCCUCCCGCUGCCUCUCCAACCCCCUCCGCAGCACGCUCCGCCCUCUGUGGAGCAAGGCAGGGCAGCAGGCAGCAGAUCGCUGGGCGGUGCGUGGGGCAGUGCGGUGGGCAGUGCACUGGCCAUGCCUGCGCCAUUCAGUGGGGCCAAUGCGCCUCUGCCCUCCGAGACGUUCGACAACGUGCCCCAGUCACUCUCAGGUGCCCUCUGUUUCUCUCAGGUGCCCCAGUCUUUCUCAGGUGUGCUGUCAGGUGCUCUGACAGGUGUGCACAACAUCCCAUCCUUCCUUCUCUCCUGCCCUAUUUCCUUCUACCUCUUAAUUUCCCCACUCUCCAUCCCUCUCCUCUCCGCACCAACAGAGGAUGACAGGAAGCCGCGGCGGAUUCAGAAGCCCAAGACACCAGCAGCAGAGAAGUGUCUGCGCAAGUGCGUGGGCACGUGCAUCAGAGGAGGGGCGGGGGCACCUGGGGAAGGGCCCAUCAACGUGGAAAGGCCCAUCGUGGUUUUCAAGUCCGAAUUCAGGUCAAGACAAUACUGUCUGGUGGAAUGUAGUGAGAUCUGCAACCUAUUGUCGGAUGCUAAGAGCAAGCCUUGA